Messenger RNA from Cucurbita maxima (winter squash), 1677 nucleotides. RefSeq names its product serine carboxypeptidase-like 35. Bases 113 to 1561 code for a protein of 482 amino acids. The transcript has 8 exons. The record is from RefSeq and is a predicted model, not a curated record. Gene Ontology annotation, cellular component: vacuole. Gene Ontology annotation, molecular function: serine-type carboxypeptidase activity. Gene Ontology annotation, biological process: proteolysis. NCBI's taxonomy places the organism in Eukaryota, Viridiplantae, Streptophyta, Magnoliopsida, Cucurbitales, Cucurbitaceae.
GUUCUUGUUUUCAAUAAUAUAAUUCACCACUUUUCCCUCUCCACAUUCAUUCUCCUUUUUCUCUCUCUACAAUUCCAAACAGAGAGACCAGAAUUAUUGCCGUUCGUCGCCGAUGCCUAAUUCCGGGAAUUUGUUGCCGUUGUUUUUCGCUUUACUGUUCUUAACGGCGGUGGUUUUCUCGUCGGAGAUCGGCGGAGAGGAAUUGGACGACAGAGAUUCACGGCGACGAGAGGCCGACGAAGUCAUCGACUUGCCGGACCAGCCCCCGGUCGAGUUCCGGCAUUACGCCGGCUAUAUCAAACUCCGGCCGAGCGAAGAGAAGGCUCUGUUUUACUGGUUCUUUGAGGCUCAAAACGACGUCGCUCUUAAGCCCCUUGUUCUCUGGCUCAAUGGAGGACCGGGUUGUUCCUCCAUAGCUUAUGGAGCUGCCCAAGAACUCGGCCCUUUCCUUGUUCAGAGUAAUGGGAAGCUAAAACUCAACCCGUUUUCUUGGAAUAAAGCCGCAAAUAUGUUAUUUUUGGAGGCACCAGUGGGAGUGGGAUUCUCUUAUACCAAUAAAUCAUCAGAUUUGUAUAAGCUCGGUGAUAAAGUCACAGCUGAAGAUUCUUAUACCUUUCUUAUUAGCUGGUUUAAAAGGUUCCCGAGUUUCAAACUUCAUGAUUUCUAUAUAGCUGGAGAGAGCUACGCUGGACAUUAUGCUCCCCAACUUGCUGAGCUGAUUCAUGAGAGAAACAAAAAUUCUAGCAAAGACUUGAUUAUCAACCUCAAGGGCAUAAUGAUUGGAAAUGCAACCAUUAACGAUGAAACAGACAUUAUAGGAAUGGUGGAAUAUGCAUGGAGCCAUGCCAUAAUAUCAGAUCAACUCCAUGCCAACAUCUUCAAAGAAUGCAAUUUCUCGGUCGAUAUUGAAAACCUACCACUUUCUUGUCUCAAUCACUAUAGAGAUUUUUUUGUUUCUUACUCCAAAAUUGAUAUCUAUAACAUUUACGCUCCUACCUGCCUCUCCUCUUCUUUGGACUCGGUCUUUCGACUCAUCGGUACUACUCCUCAAACCUUCUCAAAACACAUGUUAUGGAGUAAGGUACCAAGAGGGUACGAUCCAUGUAGUGCAAAUUAUGCAAAAAAGUAUUUCAACAGAGAGGAUGUUCAAAGGGCUCUCCAUGCUAAUGUUACCAAACUUUCUUAUCCUUAUACCCUGUGCAGCAAUGUGAUCAAAGAUUGGAUUGAUUCUCCUAAUUCUGUCUUGCCCAUCAUUCACAAGUUACUUCAAGCACGAUAUCGCAUUUGGAUUUACAGCGGUGAUACGGAUGGAAGGAUACCGAUAACGUCAACUAGAUAUAGUAUAAAGAGAAUGAAUUUAAAGGUCGAAGAAGAAUGGAGAGCAUGGCUUGAAAGGCGUCAAGUAGCUGGUUGGGUUGAAACCUACCAAGAAGGCCUCACCUUGGCUACCAUUAGAGGGGCAGGCCACCAAACCCCCGUCUUUGCUCCUCGACAGUCGCUCGCUCUAUUCAUUUACUUUCUCUCGGGCAACCGUUUGCCCGUAGCUUCCAAAAUUAUUUAAACUUUCGAUUUUAAGAGAGGUAAUGCAUGUCAAUCAUUUGUAUGAUACCUAUUUUUAGCCAACGCUUUUCCAUUUAUGUAGAAUAUUUUUGGACUAAAUAUAUUUUACGUCCCUAA